AUGCAAUAUUAAUAAGAUGAAGCUAAUCAUUAUCAGUCUAUUAUUGAGUUAUAUUACAAAGAGGCAGAACUAAGUAAUGAAAAUAGGACAAAGGAAAAUUAGGCAGCAACCAAAAUUUCGUAAUGGUAGAGGAUGCAUGUAAAGAGAAUUAAGUAUCUCAAAAUUAGAUAUAAUACUAUUAUUAUUUAAAAGUUUGCUAGAGGUUACUUGGCAAAGAUGUUAAUGAAGAGAAACAGUGAUAAUAGAUAUAAUGAUAGAAAUCUGAAAUACUUCAGCUAUUAGGCAACAUAAAUACAGAGAUAUUUUCGUGGAUUUCAUUAUAGAAAAUAUUAUCUAAAUUGGGCAACAAGAAAAGAAUAUUUGGCUUUCUUAAAAAGAAAAAAUGAAACGUUUUUGGAAGAACUCAGGAGAGUGGAAUAAGAGGAGGCAUAAUAAUUGAAAAUUAGACAAGAAUAAUUGGCUAGGACUGAGUUUGAGUCUUUGGCACGUAAUUUGCAUCAUCUUUCAUCAACAUAAUCGAUUUCAGGUAUCUACAAUAGACCUUUUGGAAAUAGGGAUAUUGUUUUCGAUAUGGAUGUUGAAAGUCACUUGAAAAUUGUGUUCCAUAGCAAUUAUGAAUGGGAGAAGUCAAAAUAGAUGUCAAGGUAUACGAGAACUAAGAAAUUGAGUAUGACGACCAAAUUAAAACCUUUGAAAUAAUGA
This is a messenger RNA of Paramecium tetraurelia, 702 nucleotides long. RefSeq lists its product as uncharacterized. Gene Ontology annotation, molecular function: protein binding. Gene Ontology annotation, biological process: spindle organization; mitotic cell cycle; establishment of meiotic spindle localization. The transcript is spliced from 2 exons. The record is from RefSeq and is a predicted model, not a curated record. Gene Ontology annotation, cellular component: spindle pole. Lineage: Eukaryota; Ciliophora; Oligohymenophorea; Peniculida; Parameciidae.